AUAGGAUUUGACCCACAAAAAGGAAAAUCAGAAGAGAGAAAAGUGAAAGAAGAAGAAAAGAUCAGAAAGAGAAGAGAAACAAAGGAAAAAGAACCCACUAGAGAAGGCAGAAUGGAGCUCACUCCCCAACAUGGUUUCUUAGAGGAGUUGCUUCAUCAUCAUCAUCAUAAUCAGGCUCUCCCUACAAGAGAAAGCUGGUCAACUUUUCCUCUUGCUGCAGCUGGACCUACUUCUUCUUCUACAACUACUACUUCUACUGAUAAUCUCUUCUCCAAUGGCUGCUGGAGCUUUGACUCUUUUGAUAGCCAUCACCACUCUUCAGCAUUGCCUUCCAUGGCCACCUCCAUUCCUCCCCCACAUCUUCUUCCUCCAUUUCUUCCCUUUGACUGCACUUACACUGACCAACAAUCUAAUUACCCGUUUUGUCCUGAUGGUGAGUUCAGCAUUGACCAGAGUUCGCCAUCUCUACUAAUCCAACCAAACACAGUAGAUGAAGAAGAGCAGAUUGGGGCACUUUUCUGCACCCAGCAGAAUGUUGAAGAGGAAGUAAAUGGGGACAUGGCAAUGGGUUGCUGCAAACCAGAGGAAACUGCAGGGGAGGACGGGGAUCUUGCUCAUCUCCAACCUUGUAUGGCUAUGUGGUUUUGUGGAGAGAAGAAGGGCAAGUCUAAGAGGGUAGAAGGGCAGCCUUCCAAGAAUCUAAUGGCUGAGAGGAGGAGAAGGAAGAGGCUUAAUGACAGGCUCUCUAUGCUGAGAUCAAUUGUGCCUAAGAUCAGCAAGAUGGACAGAACUUCAAUCCUUGGUGACACAAUUGACUAUGUGAAGGAACUCCUUGAGAGGAUCAACAGAUUGCAGCAAGAAGAAGUAAAAGUAGAAGAAGAGAGUGAGGAUGGAGUUAAGCAAGUCAAGUUGAUCACCAACUUGAAUGACACUAAACCAAGUGAAGCUCUUGUCAGAAACUCCCCCAAAUUCAGUGUAGAGAAGAGAGAAAUCGAGACCCGGAUCGACAUCUGCUGUGCACCAAAACCGGGACUGCUGCUAUCAACUGUGAACACCAUUGAAGCAUUAGGCCUGGAGAUUCAUCAGUGUGUGAUUAGCUGCUUCAAUGAUUUCUCAAUGCAGGCUUCUUGCUUAGAGGGUGGGGAGCAUAGGUCAGUGAUGAGUUCUGAAGAUAUAAAGCAGGCCUUGUUUAGGACUGCUGGCUAUGGAGGGAGAUGUUUGUGAAGGGGGGAAAACUGAAAAGUAGAGAGACAAGAGAAGAGGCUGAAAAAAUGUCUGGUCACAAUCAGAGAUUCUGCAGGGGAAAAAACAAUGGAGCAUUUUGCCAAAGUCUGUUGUAGCACUCAUGGGAGUGAUAAAUGGACGUUGGAAUCAGUCUCACCAACUGUACUUUCUAAUCCUCUAAUAAGUAGUAGUAGUAGUAGAUCUUGUCUCUUUCAUUUUCUCGGCCAACUUAAAUCCCUUCAAUCAAGGUGUUUUAUGAUUAGGUUAAGUGAGCUUUGGUCUAGUUAGCUAUCUUUUCCUGCACUAAUAAAUAAGGACAGCAUGAAGAGCUGAGGACAAUUUGUUUGAAUAAUUUAGCAGCAGAAGGGCAUGUGGGCAAGAAUGUUGUUUGAAUAAUAAAUGAUUGCAGAUCUUAUUA
This is a messenger RNA of Linum tenue, 1642 nucleotides long. Lineage: Eukaryota; Viridiplantae; Streptophyta; Magnoliopsida; Malpighiales; Linaceae. The record is from the annotation of a GenBank genome assembly.